Messenger RNA from Vitrella brassicaformis, 2827 nucleotides. Lineage: Eukaryota; Vitrellaceae. The record is from the annotation of a GenBank genome assembly.
UUAACAGGCGGGGAUCGCUUUCUCACCCAUGUAGUUGACGUAUUUUCUCCAUCCCUUGACUUCAUGCGGCUUGACAGUCCUGAUGACGGGGUUGGACGGCGAGGGGCAUGACUGGAGGCAGCAGUAGGCCUCUGACGGCUUGGCAGCGUUGGCAUAGUAGUUGAUGGCGUUGCACAGCUCCGUCUCCUCGAUGGCCUCGCACUCCAUUUUGCACAGCUCAACUGACCCAACUCCCGUCUUGCAGGCCCCACCAACCGCCAGGCACCCCAGCACCCAGGUCUCGCCCAUCCCAAUCUCAUGCCAGUCCCCUGAAGUGGCUGCAUAGUGUCAAGCACGCAUUGAGACAUGCAGAAGAGACCUUUCAGGGAUGUUCCUUGGGCUGGACUGGACUGACCGAAGCAGACGAAUUCCUCCUUGUCUGUGUUGAUUCUUUCGAGGAAGUGGGGGAGCUUGGUGGCCGAGAUCUCCGCCAGAAGGGGACUGUCGCGGUCGCACGAGUAGGUCGGGGCGGCUGUCGAGCUGUCCUCACCCGCCUUGGUGUCCUUGAUGCGGCAGCAACCGUGCAUACCGGGGUGAGCUCCGACUGCACCCAUGAAGCAGCGAGAUGAGCAGAGCGGGAAGAUUUGUGUCUCAUGGCUGUUCCAACCUUUCCUCUUGGUCACGAACGAGGUCCCGGGUUCAGCAAUGAUCUUGUAGACCUCCUCCAUGUCCUUGCCGCCCCUUGUGCCGCGGAUGAACCGCCCUAUCCACUCCUUGGGCACGAGAGGCGGCCCCUCUGGCAGACCCUCUAGCUGCUGAGCCUUCACUUGCUUCACCUUCUUGCAAGGAUUGCCUGCACGCAUAAGUACAUCACCGCAGCAGUCACUGAGUGCGUGAGUCGCCUGUCUGUGUGGCCUUGCUUGCCAUAGAUGGUGUCUCCGCAUUUGGAGAAGGUCGCCCGCUUGAAGACGCAAAGUGCCGUUGUGUUGUCCAGCGGGUAUCUCAUGUCGCCUUCGCAACUGCUGAGGGCAUCCCGCCCCAAGACCUCAGCGAACUCAUCUUCCGGCAAAGCGUCUAAGAAGUAUAUUGUGUCGUUGUAAUCGUGCCGCUGGAACCGAUUUCUCAGCACUGUACAACGAGAGGCAGAGAGACACGUCGAUGGCAUGACGGGGAGUCAGUCUGCUGUAUCUUGCUCACUUGGGAUCUUCAGAUAGAUGGGCUUGUCAGUGCAUCCGACAAGUAUCUCCUUGUUGAACACUUUGAGAUUGGCGAUGGUCAUGACAGCCUUGUCGCUAUCCGAAAGCUCCGCCUCGACCGCCUCCGUGUCAGUCUCAGACUCGCUGCUCGGAGGAGCAACUGUUGGUUCAGGUGUGGUCUCGGAUGCAGUGAGCUCAGGUGAGCGGGUUUUCCUCGGCGGGGGGUUGGAUAUGAUGAACGACUCGAUCGAUCCCUCACCCAGCCCGUCAUCCUCCUCUUCCUCCCUCGCCCCCUCCUCCCUCUCCGCCACCCGUUUCGUCAGCUCGCCAAAGGCCCCCUCCCCUCCUACCGUGCUGAUGAAACUGCUGAGAACCUCCUCUGUGACGGGCUGCAGGCGAUGGAACAGCAUCUUGGGCUCGUCAGGAGAGUCGUUGAGGACUUGGCCGCCAAAUGCGCGGCUGUAACAAGGGUCGCCGAAGGGGUUUUUGCAGCACUCGGGCCGCGUGAGGCGGAGACGGUAGCCGUUGAGGAGGUCAGGGGAGAUGAGGACGAGGAACCACUCGUAGUGGUUGUCUGCGGGCUUGUCGUCGCCUUUGUAUUCGGGAUUGUCGAUGAAUUUGCCAUGCCAGUUCUGACAGAAGAGCUCUCCCUCGCGAGUGGCCGCCAUAGAAGAGAACAGACCGGGCCUGACAUAGCAUGUAUACACGAACUUUGCCUCUCCUGCUGUCGGCUUGUCACGUGUGCUGCAAAGCACCUGAGUCUCUGUAUGCCGCACAGUUCCUCACUGCUUUCUCUGAGCGCAGCGCACACGUCACCUCUCUGCGUUUUGCACUUGUGCACUCGACUGCACGCUGGCACCAGAAGCUUUGUGUACAGACCGGCGUUGUCCCGACGGACUGAUCCCAAGGGAGAGAAACACACCGACACAUGCACGGAUGCACACGUGUGUAUCUGUAGGAAAAUGUCCAGCGGUCAUACUCACCCAGGCACAUGUAUCUGUCGUCCCAGGAUGUGUCUUGUGCGCCGCUGGGCUGCCACGGCAGGCAUGUCUCGCGGUCCUUCAAACUCGGAGAUGCGUUAUCCACAAAUGAGAGGUCGGACGACUGAGGCCAGGCUCUGCUGACACAGACGUAUCCCUUCUCGGGUGGGUCGACGAUGUUGUACACUUCGAUGCAGGUCUUGUCUGGGACAAUCCUCUUCUCCCAGGUGAUUCCAAUGUCCGCACGACCGCUCCGGACGCACAGGGCCGCUUGCUUGACGUUGAGCACCUUCGUGCAUUGGUACUGGUCGGGAUUCAUCUCGUCAGUUCUCUGGGCGAAGGCAAAAUCAUCAGGGAAGCGCGGCCAUGGCCUUUGAAGACCCUCUUUGUCUGAGUGGAUAGACGAAUGGCACGACAGACAAGUUGCACAGCAACGUCUGUCCAACACAAUCGGUGGGUGGGCGAUGGUGUCUUACUGGUCGCCCCGGCUCGAUAGGUCAAGUAGAUGUCAUCGUCAAGAUCCUCCCUGGUGAAGUACUUGUCCGCGGCCUCGCUUCUCGCGUCCCGAACCAGCGUCCCUGAGAGCGUUCGAACCGGUCUAGGAAUGCCAACCACAUAGUUGCUGCCGCCUCCAGCCCCCUGGUGAGGAACUUGCCCGAGUACAAGGUGCAU